Messenger RNA from Protopterus annectens (West African lungfish), 2345 nucleotides. It is a transcript of the gene MMP19, whose product is annotated as matrix metallopeptidase 19. Gene Ontology annotation, molecular function: metalloendopeptidase activity; zinc ion binding. The transcript is spliced from 10 exons. Gene Ontology annotation, biological process: extracellular matrix organization; collagen catabolic process; proteolysis. The record is from RefSeq and is a predicted model, not a curated record. The coding region runs from base 65 to 1489 and encodes 474 amino acids. Gene Ontology annotation, cellular component: extracellular matrix. Lineage: Eukaryota; Metazoa; Chordata; Ceratodontiformes; Protopteridae.
AGCUGACAUCAGCUCACCAGCACUUGCUUUGCUCUCCAAGCUAAACUUGUUCAGAGACCUAGGAAUGGGCCGGAUUGGAGCAACAUUAUGCAUUUCUGCACUUAUAUGCUUUGUUCAUGCUGCAGUUAUCCCAACUGAUAUCGCGAAGGAAGAGAAGGCAGAAGCAAAGGACUACUUGGUGAAAUUUGGUUAUUUGCAUAAACCUCUUGAGAACAUUACAGAUGAGUUCCAGGAACAUGAGAUAGAGGAUGCCAUCAGGGUUUUCCAAGUGGCCUCCCAUUUGCCUGUAACUGGAGUUUUAGAUGAAGCCACAAUAACAAUGAUGAAGCAACCCAGAUGUGGAGUUGAAGACUCCUUUAACAAGAAAUCUCUGAAAUAUCUUCUGUUAGGUCAUUGGAGGAAGAGGAAGCUGACCUAUAUCAUCAAUAAUUUCACCCCAGAUAUGUCAGUGAGUGAUGUCCGAACAGCUAUCAGCACAGCCUUCCAGUACUGGAGCAAUGUUAGCAGUCUCACAUUCCGGGAGGUUCCUUCAGGUUCUGCAGAUAUACGCAUCUCUUUUAAAAGGAAGUAUCACAACUGCGGACAGCCUUUUGAUGGGCCAGGUAAGAUCCUGGCUCAUGCCGAUAUUCCAGAAGAAGGGACAAUCCAUUUUGAUGAAGAUGAACAGUGGACAGAGAACACAUACUCAGGUGCCAAUCUGCGCAUCGUUGCUGCCCAUGAGAUUGGACAUGCCUUGGGACUUGGUCACUCCCGCUACACAGGUGCCCUUAUGGCCCCUUUCUACAAAGGAUACACUAAAAGGUUCCAGCUCCAUUACGAUGACAUCAAGGGAAUCCAAGCACUAUAUGGUAAGGGAAUAACCUACACUGAACCUGAGUUCAGCACAACAAGCACACCACCCACAGGAAAGAUCCCUGAUCCGUGCACUGCUGACUUGGAUGCUAUCAUCUUGGGUCCCUACGGAAAGACAUAUGCCUUUCAAGGGGAUUAUGUUUGGCUGGUGACAGACUAUGGAGUGACUAUUCCUGUGCCAGUAAAGACUUUAUGGAAAGGACUUCCUGGGAACAUCAAUGCUGCUGUCCACUCACCCCGUACAGGGAAAACCUACUUCCUGAAAGGUGAUAAAGUGUGGCGAUACACUAACUUCAGGAUGGAUCUUGGAUAUCCCAAGCAGCUGACCCGCAUUCCCCCAAACAUCGAUGCUGCUCUCUAUUGGAAUGUAAACAAGAAGAUUUUUUUCUUCAAGGGUGACAGUUACUGGCAGUGGGAUGAGUUGACCUGGACGGACCUCAGCAGGUACCCAAAGAAAACUUCAAAACUAUUCACAGGUGCACCAUCUAAACCUGAUGCUGCACUUACUUGGAAAAAUGACAAGGUUUACUUUUUUAAGGGUGAUAACUAUUGGCGACUGAACUCACAGCUUCGAGUGGAAAGUGGAUACCCUAAGAGCAAAGCCAAACAGUGGAUGCAGUGUCAGAACUAUGACUGAAAUCAGACACGUUUUAUAAUGUUUUGAUAUUUCUUAUCCCGAGUCAGUAUGUAGAGAUUACCUAAGCAACCUCAAAGCCCUGCCUGCAGACCAUGUGAACUGUGGACAGCUGGAAGAGGCCACAUAAGGCUAAGAAUGUUUUCCUUUCUAUUGUUAGGAUUCCCCAAAAAAUGAAUCAGGAAUGCUUCUAAAAAAUACUGUCUUGUACUCAUGUGUGCCAUCCAUUCCAUAUACUGCACUGUGAUUGCAGUAUGCCAGUUACAAAUCUUCUUAGAUGACGUCUGCAAUAAGCAGGGUGAAAUAUCAACAUCAGCAUAAAAUGACACUGUCGAAAACUUUCCAGUGGUUGGUACUCCUAGCUCAGAAUUUUCUUGAAUAUGCAGCCUCUUGCCAGUACAAGUUAUAGCACCAUUCCUGCUACAUGACCUUUCAAAAUUAAAUUAGCUUUGCUUUUUUUAAAGCAAUCCUGUAGCUCCACUGCCUGUGGUAUCAUGUGGAGAAGUUUAUAAACGGAUGUAUGUUGACUCACUAAACUCCCCCAUUGUCUGCAUAGACAUACUCUGAUCAUAUGAUGGUCAGCACUGCUGCACAUAAAAUCCAUGCACGUACAUACUAUUGUAAUCAGUAAAUUGAGUUACGAGUGUAUUUAGAAGAACUGUAACAGAUGCAGGCAUUGGUUAAUUUGUAAUGAUUAUUCAUAUGUUGUAUUUUGUAUUAUUACUGUUGUGUAAUACAUUGUUUAUUGAUGGAGUGUUUCUUCCCAGGUCCAUACUGUGAAUGGGCUGUGCCCAGUCAGAUUACCCUGGAACUCAGCUUGUUAUGAAUAAAUAAAAUAAUAUUUUUUCUCACUGUUGAA